AUGUACGGAUCGAGGGGGGCAAUGUAUGGGAGCGGGGGGUUAUCAGAUGCAUACGAAAUCGGCUCAAAAAGACCAAGAAUCAUGGAAUCCAAUCCCUACUUUGCAGUUACCAGUUCCACCGCCUACAACCACCACCACCCAUACAACUACACCACCACCACCUUCCACCCAUCAUCUUUUCCGGUGGUCCGUCUGAGAGGCCUCCCAUUCAACUGCACAGACACCGACAUCUUCAAGUUCUUUUCCGGCCUCGAAAUCCUCGACGUGCUAUUGGUCAACAAAUCCGGGCGGUUUUCCGGCGAGGCCUUUGUGGUGUUCAGCCGCCCCAUGCAGGCUGAGCUGGCCUUACAGAAAGACCGCCAGAACAUGGGGCGGCGAUAUGUGGAGGUUUUUAAAUGCAAGAAACAGGAUUACUACAAUGCGGUGGCUAGUGAGGUGAGAUAUGAAGGAGGCGGCGGUGGUGGUGGUGGUGGAGGUGGUGGUUAUGAUGAUUAUUAUGGCCAUGGAAGCUCACCACCACCACCGCCGAGGUCUUCUAAGAGGUUUCUUCAAGAUAAGAUGAAGGAUGAAAUGGAGUAUACGGAGAUAUUGAAGUUAAGAGGGCUGCCGUUUUCUGUGAAGAAAUCUGAGAUUUUUGAGUUUUUUAAGGAUUUUAAGGUUGUGGAAGGGAAAGUGUUUAUUGCGUGUAGGCCAGAUGGGAAGGCGACAGGGGAAGCUUACGUGGAGUUUGAGACAAUUGAGGAAGCUAAGGAAGCUGUUAUGGUGAAAGAUAAGAAGAUGAUUGGGUCAAGAUAUGUCGAGUUGUUUCCUUCUACUCAUGAUGAAGCUAGAAGAGCUGAGUCUAGGUCAAGGCAGUAA
Lactuca saligna is the source of this 858-nucleotide messenger RNA. The record is from the annotation of a GenBank genome assembly. NCBI's taxonomy places the organism in Eukaryota, Viridiplantae, Streptophyta, Magnoliopsida, Asterales, Asteraceae.